AUGGCACAUGUGCGAGGUAAAGGAGAAUAUUCUCGAGGUGUACAUAAAAUCCAGCUCAAAAUCGAAAAUUUUAAUAAUGGAUUUUUCUUUUUUGGAAUUAAUUCGAAAUCAACUCCAAUACAAAAUAAUUCCAACACUACACCAUCAUCCUACGGUUGGUUAGUUGGAGGAAACAAUGCAGUAUACCUACACGUGAACGAUAUUAUCGAGCUUGAAUUAGACUGUUAUCGCCGAUUUAUACGGAUGCAAAACCGCCGCUCUGGCCGGCAACAUGAAUUACCAAUUGAGCUUGAUAAAUGCCAGUUUCCAUGGGUACUUCAACUUAUUUUUAAUUACGGUACUCGCAUACGCAUUAUUCCAUAG
Adineta ricciae is the source of this 363-nucleotide messenger RNA. Lineage: Eukaryota; Metazoa; Rotifera; Eurotatoria; Adinetida; Adinetidae. The record is from the annotation of a GenBank genome assembly.